UGCUAAUUCGGACUGAGCAAGUAAUAUAGUUUGCCAUUGUGGGCAAAUUUGUAGGAUAUUUCCAGAAUCAGCAUAGAAAUAUAGCAGACACAUUAUAAGAAUAUAUUGUUUUCUAUAGGUAUAUUCUUUAGAAUGACGUCUUCUAGCAAUAACUUUUGUUUUAAGAUGAGGCGGAGUCAUUCUAGAACUACUUUUAUUUAGCAAGUUAUGGCGACUGUCAAGUAAUUUUAGUAAUGGCGACCAAUACAAUUAUGAAAGAGCAAGUUCAGCAGCAGCAGUACCAUCAUGUAUGUGUGUAAAAUAACCAGGGAUAUUCAUUUGAUAACAUGUUAGUACAAUUAGUAAUCGUUUGUAUAUGAUUAUAUCUUCGGAAUUAUUGUGUUAAUUGGCAAUUACGUUGGUAAACAUUGAAGCAGGUGCGCUGUGAAGUGAAAAUUCCUCACAUAUCUGAGGCAAAAAUUUUCAGUGUUUUCAUUGACAUGACUUACAAAGUGUACUCCAAUAACGAGAAACACCAAAAUGAUAAACAAAAAGCGGAAUAAGUAACAAAAUCCCGUAUUAAAGUUAACUGAUUGGCUUUAGUCAAGGUCAGAAAUUCUCGACCUUGCAUUUGUGUGUUGACAGCUGUUUUUCCGUCUGUCUGUUUUAUCUAGUCAAGUGGGGCGACACAGCUCUACAUCCUGUAAGUCACACUGUGACUGCAUUUGACUUGCUCUCACAACAUAAACAAUGGAGAAAUACGAAAAGAUCUGCAGGAUCGGAGAAGGCUCCUACGGUGUGGUGUUCAAAUGUAAAAACAAGGAAACAGGCCAGCAUGUGGCCAUUAAGAAGUUUGUUGAGUCAGAAGAAGACCCGUUGAUUAAGAAAAUUGCAAUGCGGGAAAUACGAAUGUUAAAGCAACUGAAGCACCAGAAUCUAGUAAAUCUGAUCGAGGUGUUUCGACGGAAGAAACGUCUGCAUCUUGUGUUUGAAUACGUAGAUCACACAGUGCUUAACGAGUUAGACAGACAUCCUAGAGGUGUUCCAGAGCCUAUGGUGAAAAGAAUCAUCUAUCAGAUUUUACUUGCUGUAAAUUUUUGUCAUCAACAUCAUUGUAUACAUCGGGAUGUGAAGCCAGAAAACAUACUGAUCACACGGCAAGGCCAGGUGAAGUUGUGUGACUUCGGGUUUGCAAGAAUAUUAACUGGUCCUGGUGACGAGUACACAGACUAUGUAGCUACGCGCUGGUAUAGAGCCCCGGAGCUACUUGUCGGAGAUACGCAAUACGGGCCGCCUGUCGACGUUUGGGCCAUCGGGUGUGUGUUCGCGGAGCUACUUACGGGACAGGCGUUGUGGCCCGGAAAGUCAGACGUGGAUCAACUGUAUUUAAUAAAGAAAACCCUCGGGGAUUUGUUGCCACGACAUGUUCAGAUUUUCUCCACCAAUUCCUUCUUCAAGGGUAUGAUUAUACCAGAACCAGAGAGACUGGAACCAUUGGAAGAAAAGUUUAUGAACUUCUCCGAUCUAGUGUUAAACUUUUUAAAGUCAUGUUUGGCGAUGAACCCGGAUGAGCGACUGACAUGUGCGGAACUCAUCUGUCACACAUAUAUGGAUCAAAACAAGGAGAUAUUCGAGCCACAGCCCACAAAGAGAGAGAAGAGGGUAAAAAAUUCACAAAGAAGUCUCCACUUUAACCAUCACCAGCAGCUCUCUCUGUUCCAGCAGCCCUACAACCACCAGUUCCCCCACCUCGGGCCCCAGAAGACUUCCACCUCGCCCGUACCCCAACAUAAGGGCAUCUAUCACAACAAGAACACCAAGAAGCCCUUUGAUCACCUCCCCAACAUCUGACUUUUCGGUCAAGGGGUUCUGCGACAUGAUGGGCACUAGUUACACCUACCUGAUCUAUCUGGGACCCUGGAGGCCAUUCACACCACUGACAUUUGGGAGCAAUAAUAUUUACCUGUUUAACUUUGUAGUCUUUGUGUAAACGCGCGCAGAGGCUGGUGUUACACAUUCCGCACAUCGUGGGCUACUCCCAGUCUUGCCAGUGUGUUCUCAAUACUUGAGUCUCUUUUUGGGGAAAUAAGGCUUAACUCAGGCUUAUCAAAGAUGACACGAUCUGUCUAGAAUGGAUUUUUGCUGAGAAUAUUCUUUGUUUAAGCGAAAGAAUACGAUAAAAUUGAAGGUGUCGUUACUGAUUAGCCUGUGCAAAUGCACAGGCUUAUCUGACAAAACACUUUAUGCAUAUGUAUAAGACCAUUUUCCUGGAACAUAGGAAGAUGAAUCCUUCUCCACUGUGCAUGUUUGUUUUAUCUGCGCACAUUAGACAUGUAUUUGUCUACAUGAGUCUUUUACAUUAUUUCUAAAUAAGUCAACUUAAAGUAAUGUUUGGACCUUAAAAACAAGGCAUCAUGUUUGUUAACUGUUUGUUAAGGCAGCAUAUUUUGUUAACUGUCUUUCUUUAUUGCACCUUGUGCUCUACCUUGUCUCUAAAUGAGAAAAAACAAAAAUCAACAAAACUUAGUCACUUAUUUAUGGAAGGAUGCUUGCAUAUUAGAUUAGUUCACCAAUAAUCCUGAUGUGCCAAUAGUUCCAAGUCAAUGAAACAAACAAGAUUAAAAUUAAAUGUAAAAAAUAUCAUGAAGUCAAAUUCUUUUGUAAAAACAAAUUGACUUAAAAUGGAAAUGUGCAGAUUUACAUGUACAAAUAAUGGCUGAUGCCGUUUACGAUACUUCGGUCUACCCAGUAGGUCCAAUUAAACCUGCCAAUAACAAACUCUGUUGGAGCCUUACUUUCCUGUCAUGAAGGGUAAUGCAUGCAAUGUUUGGAAGUGUAACACCAGGCUUUUCACCAUUCUAGUUAUGUGUGGUUGAAGUUGAAUGUAGAUGAGUGAAUGAACAAUAGAAGAGGAAAAUGUGCGACUGACUGACUUAGCUAACUCCAUUAUUAAGGUAUCUAUGUAUAACACAUCAAAUUGAUCUAAUUAGGUUCUUUACAUUGUAGCAUAGAUUAAUUUUUUUCGUGGAAGUUUACCAUGUGUAUUUGUUGAUUUUUUCCCUGAAUUUUCACUGAAAAUAAUUAGAAAUAGCCUCUCUUAUUACUUUAGUAUAUUAUUUAUUCAAACGGUAUAUUCAAAGAUUUGUUAUUUUCCAUAAUUUUUAUUUGGCUAUAUAUAAUUUGUUUGUAUGUCCAUAAAAGCAUAUGAAAAUUUGAAUCUUGUACAUUCUUCAAAGAAUACCAGCAGCUUAUGGUAUUCUAGUUUAUAGAGAUUUAUAAUAUAAUAUUACUCAGAGGUCACGAUGAUAGCUAGCACCAUGUUAGCCUCCCUCUAGCAAAAUGGAGCUUAAUGCAUGUGCGUUUAGUCCUUUCAGCGUUGGAACCGAAUUUUAAAGGCCAUUGCAAACAGUUUGGAUCCUGAUGAGACGCCACAGAACGUGGCGUCUCAUCAGGAUCCAAACUGUUUGCUAUUCUGAUAGUAUUCUUUGAAAAAAAUCGAAGAAAAUGCUAAUUUUAGAAAUUCAGCAGAAGACAUUUUAGCAGACGACAAAGUUUCCCAGCAUGCAAAGGUUUAGUCUUGUCCCUUAUUAGCCUGUACAGUCCUUACAGGCUAAUCAGGGAGGACUCUUUCCACAUAGUCUCUAUUUCAUUUAGAAGAGAAUUCUUUGAAAUUAAGAAUGCCAUAAAGGCAUUUUACGCACAUGUAUUAAGACCCUAUUUUCCCAGACUAUGGGGUUAUAUAUAUUAAGUAUAAAUUGUAAAGUAUGAUAGUCAUUGGCAUAAUUGCACUAAACAGCUAGUAAAACAAUACCACUUCCUUGAUGAUUUAUGCAUAGAAGAAUGCUUGUUAAUAAGUCAUGUCCUCUUUCGUAUUUGGCCAGAUACGUAGACCAUUUCUUCUCGCACUGUUUAUAUCUUAUUGAAAGUUGAUUGAGCUAUUUAGAUAAGAUUAAUGGACUUUUCAUUGUGUUGUUUCAAGCAAUUUGUUUAAUUAAAAAGUGUUAAGGUCAAGUAAUGUCAUGUUAAAUUGUGAAGGUAGUAUGUUAUAUAACGUUGACUAGGGACAAUAGUGAAGCUGAAGAUCAGAAACACUGUACAGUCAUUUCUGUGAGACAUUAUUGUUUAUUGUUUUUGUGGGUUGACCGAUCAUCACAUUUAACACAACACAUCGGUGAAUAACAUGAAUGUAUGUGUCCCAAAGUUUUGUUAAGCACUAAAUUUCAUGCUGACAAAUAUGAAAGAUGUGCAUGGUAUAUCUGAACAUCUUAAGUUAAAUUCCUCUCCAGAAAAUAAAAAAAAGUAAAUGCUAAAUGAAGUAAAUAGUAAGGGA
Molecule: messenger RNA, 4309 nt
Organism: Dreissena polymorpha
Lineage: Eukaryota; Metazoa; Mollusca; Bivalvia; Myida; Dreissenidae
Product: cyclin-dependent kinase-like 1
Exons: 9
Coding region: 730-1830 (366 amino acids)
Biological process (GO): protein phosphorylation
Cellular component (GO): nucleus
Molecular function (GO): ATP binding; cyclin-dependent protein serine/threonine kinase activity
Source: RefSeq, a predicted model, not a curated record